AUGCUCCGUUCCUUGCUUUCCUUGGGCCGCGCAGACACCAAAGACUACGUCUUUCCCAAAGUGGAUCCCAAAGAGGACGGCCCCGAAUGUUUGAGAGACUGCGCCGACUGCACGAUACAGUUUCCGUCAAAAGUCAAAGUCGAGACGUCAAUGCCUCUUUAUGGCCAAAUCAAAGAAUUUCACGCCCAUAUUCUCGUGGCAACGGGUCAAGCCGACUGGAAAGAAAAGCACGUUGAAAACAUGACAGGCAGCUUAAUGGAAGCAUUUGAUAAGGCAAAAUCAGACCAUGGUCGCAUGAUGGUCUCGGCAUCAAAUCUCACUCCUCCAGAACAACCAACCACAGACGAAAGUUCCAACAAAGCUACCACGGUACUAAUUUUACCAUCAUUCACAUAUGUCGACUCUGCCACACAGACAGACGUCCCAGAUCUUAUAUCCAGAUAUAUCGACCACCCCACUAAGCAGCAAAGUGCAAACGGCACCAUCUCUCCUACGGAUGGGAUGAGCGCCCGACCCUGUGAACUUGACUACGUGAUACUACUGUGUUCGCACGGGCGCCGAGAUGCGCGCUGCGGUAUUACAGCACCACUGAUUAAGCGCGAGCUGGAGCGACAUCUCCGUCCGCUGGGAUUGGACCGGGAUGCGGAUGAUUCCCGGGCUGGCGGGGUUGGCAUCUUCUUCGUCUCGCAUGUCGGCGGACACAAGUUCUCUGCGAAUGCUUUGAUUUAUCGCAAGAAAGAUCAACAGAUGAUUUGGCUCGCGCGUGUACGGCCUGAGCAUUGUGAGGGUAUUGUUAAGUACACUGUUCUGCAAGGGAAAGUCGUGCACCCUGAGUCACAGUUGAGGGGUGGGUUCGAUCGGGUGAAGGGGUUGACGAGCUGGUAA
Molecule: messenger RNA, 885 nt
Organism: Penicillium hordei
Lineage: Eukaryota; Fungi; Ascomycota; Eurotiomycetes; Eurotiales; Aspergillaceae
Product: sucrase/ferredoxin-like domain-containing protein
Exons: 2
Coding region: 1-885 (294 amino acids)
Source: RefSeq, a predicted model, not a curated record